AUGUGUACAGGAGAGUGUUCAAAGGUUAUUGCUAUUUUUCUGUACAUCCUGGCUACAGUGUCAGUCAUCAGCAACAUCCUGCUCUUUUUCCCCAACUUCGAUGUAAAGUAUGCAUCCGCAGAUGAGGAAGGACAGGAACAGCUCACUCCGGAGGUUAAAUACAUGGGAGGCCUGAUAGGAGGAGGGAUCAUGGUCCUCAUUCCCGCCAUCCACAUUCACCUGACCAGUGCUAAAAACUGCUGUGCCAACCGCUGUGGGAUGUUCCUAUCCAUUGGUUUUGCUGCAGUUGGUGUGGUGGGGGCCUUGUACAGUCUAAGCGUUGGUGCCCUUGGCCUUGUUAAUGGGCCAAUGUGUUUGUGGAGCAAUGGAAACAACCUUAUUCCACAAUGGGGGACGCCCUUUCUUAACAGUAAUGGGAGCUACCUGACUGACAGAGAAAUGUGGAAAUGGUGUCAAAAACCACCGAAUGUGGUUGAAUUCAACGUGGGACUGUUCUCCACUCUGCUAGUAGCAGCAUGCCUCGAGCUCGUCCUCUGUGCAAUCCAGAUGGUCAAUGGACUGUUUGGAUGUAUCUGUGGCACAUGUGCCGGAAAGGAGUAAACCAAACUACAACACACCAUGGCUUGAAGGAGAAGUACAGGGACUGAUUUCUUAAUUAUUUCAUCAUUCUGCAAUUACUCUGAUUGUAGGCUUUAGAUGGAAAAACUGAUGCAUCUUUGUGCCUGUAAACUUGUAUGUUCAUAAAUAUUUUGUAAUAAA
Monopterus albus (swamp eel) is the source of this 759-nucleotide messenger RNA. It is a transcript of the gene tm4sf21b, whose product is annotated as transmembrane 4 L six family member 21b. NCBI's taxonomy places the organism in Eukaryota, Metazoa, Chordata, Actinopteri, Synbranchiformes, Synbranchidae. The transcript is spliced from 5 exons. The coding region runs from base 1 to 600 and encodes 199 amino acids. The record is from RefSeq and is a predicted model, not a curated record. Gene Ontology annotation, cellular component: membrane.